CGAAGUUGCCACCUCGAAUCAUAACUUCGCUGCAGGUCGCAAUAAUUUUCGAACCUAUAGACUGAUCGAUAGAUAGUUUGAUCGACCGAUCGAUCGAUGUUUGUAUGUGCCCGAAGUGAUGAGACCAUCGCACGGGUUUCACGAUUCUGCGUCUUCCGCAAGGAGUAAUGCAAACUUUGGCGUCGAAGUAUAGCUUGUACACCGCAAAUUUCAACCUGCGAGACGAUUGAACCGUUGAUCGAUAGUUCGAUUGCGUGUAUUGAAAGUUGUCGUGUAGAUUGAGCGUAGGGUUGGGAGUUAAGAGCCCUUGUCGUUUGAUAUUGGUGGCGUUGACCCUUCGUAAGAUUUCUUGCAUUAUUACUGCAUAAAAUGAAGUAGGGAAGGAGGAAAUAGGGUUUAUGGUCGGUUGGCUGUUAUGCAAUUAAGGGGAGGGAGUUGUGCUGCUGCGUAGUUUCGCAGUGGUUGAUUUAGUGGAGGGGAUUUUGAGUUGAUUCGGUGACUGGGUUUUGUAUUAGGACUUGAGUUUUAGAUGGCGACCUCAGGGGCCACAGAUGGAGCAUCGGAGGAAGCCGUCCUGGAUCGGAUGCUCACCAGAUUGGCACUUACGGAGGAAACGCAAUUGGAGAAGGUGUUGUCCAAGCUCUUGCCACUUGCUGUGUCGCGGUUGGGCUCUUCGUAUCAUCCAACGAAGAUGAAGGUCAUGGAAAUGCUGUCCCACAUUAACAAGCGUGUGAAAGACCAGGCCUCGAUUCAAUUACCUUUGAGAGAGCUGCUGAAGCUCUAUAUAUCUCCUGAUUCGGCCUCCAUGGUGCGGAACUUUGCCCUUGUGUACAUAGAAAUGGCCUAUGAUCGGGCCCCUGUGGAUGAGCAAACGGAAGUUGUUGGAUCGCUACUUUUGGGUCUGGCCAAGGCACCCGUGCAGCAUCAAGAUAUGAUUUUGCGUAUGGCGGCCAAGGGCUUGGAUCGUUAUGCUGGAUAUUUUUCCAAUAAUCAAUGGACAGGAGAGUUUUUGAAAGAUCCUGCCAGCUGUGAAAUAUUUCUAACAUACUGUUUACACAUCCUAUUGUUUCAACCGAUGAUGACCACACCUGAAGGUGCUCUAGUGCCUCCGCCAGGCUUGUCCGUGGAACAAGCCAAACGUGUAAAUGGAAAAUCAGUUCUCAAGGGGGAUUCUCUGACAUCAAGGAAGUUGGGCGUUCUUAAUUAUUUGGCCGAGAUUGAGUUACCUACAGACAGUGUCUAUCCUCUGUACAUUGUGGCUGCUGCGGAUGGGAAUGAGCGAGUGUCGCGGAGAGGAGAAGAGUUGCUGAAACGGAAGGCAAAUGGGGCUAACCUUGAAGACCCUUCCCUUAUUAAACGACUCUUUGCAAUAUUUCAAGGUUCAUCGAUAUCAGGUGAGACACCCGAGCAGAAAGUGGCGCCAGCUGGACCGAACUUGAAGGCGAGGUUGAUGUCUGUAUUCACUCGCUCCAUAGUAGCGGCGAAUGCGUUCCCUUCUACCCUCCAAUGUGUCUUUGAUUGCAUUUAUGGACCUGGGACAACUAUGAAGCUGAAACACGCGGGGAUGGAAUUCGCCGUUUGGAUUUUCAAGCAUGCGUCAGAUGAUCAACUGAAACCUAUGGCGCAGAUUAUCCUCAGUGGGCUACUAAAGCUUCUUGAUGGCCAGGAUCCAGGCGAUACAGACUCGUCCUCCAAACAGCUUCGAUCAUUCACAUACCAAGCGAUAGGCCAACUUUCCUUGCGGGCUCCUCACCUGUUCAACAAGAAUACAGACAUGGCGGUUCGGAUGUUUGCGGCAUUGCGCAGUGAGCCUGAUUCUGUUAGAGUAACUGUUCAAGAAGCGCUCUCCUCGUUAGCUAAUGCUUACAAAGCAAGGCCAGAUGUUUUCAAAGAGAUUGAAAGUCUCCUAUUGGAAAACAUAAAGCUUUCAGAAAGCGGGGCGAGAUUUUGUAGUGUACUUUGGGCAACACGGUUGUACCCUUUUUCACACGCCCCCAGUCGUUUUAUCUGUAUGCUGGGUGCUGGAGACGUGAAGCUUGACAUUCGGGAAAUGGCAAAUGAAGGUUUAAGGGCCCCAAACGCCGAGAAGGAGGGUGUUGAAGGCUCCGUACUCACUGCUGAGUACCCAGGGUUGAGGCCCAUGAUGGAGUACAUCUGCCAACAGCAACCGCAUGUUUUAUCGAAGCCUCCUCUGGGUGAACGCACUAUGCUCUUCCCACCCAAAGCUUAUGCCGCUAUGAUAACUUUUGUUCAGCAUUGCUAUGAAAAUGAGAUAGGUCUUGAUAAGAGUAAACUGAAAGGUAAAGAAGAUGUAUUUUCUGAUAUCUUGGGGAAAACUCCUCCCGAGGAGGCCUUCCAGUUGUUGAUGGAGCAUGGGAUGGCCAUUGAUGGAACUGCAGACUUACAAGGAAUAGCUAGCACUGGUUUACUCAAGUUGGCUUCUUUUAACCCCAACCAAUUUGCUGAUGCAUAUGCAACCCGAAUAACAUGGCUGAGACAGUUCAUUGGCCACAUUGACUCAACAACGAGGGAGGCCAUAGCCCGCCUGUUAGGUAUCGCAGUUUCCAGUCUCUCAGCGCCACAAGCUGCCGAUCUGCUCCAGCAGCUGUUGUCUACAUUCCAUAAUGUACAGAAGGCGCGGUUUGAGGAUUUGCACGGUAGCAUAUGUGCCGCAGGUUACGUGCUCGCACAAUGUAUGACGAAUACUCCUGCUGUUCCAGAGAGUUUAAUUUGUGAUGCCCUUAAUGCUUUGUUCAAGGAGACGAAGAAUGCAAAUCCUUCUUUAGCAGGAUCAGCAGCUGAGGCCAUUGGGCACGCAGGGUUGAGAAAGCCUUUACCUGUGGUUAUCGGAGAUUUGGCCUCAGCUGCUUCGAGCACAAAAAGUGCGAAAUCUUCUCCGGAAGAAGCUGCAACGACUGGAGUCGGAGCUGAAUCUAGCACGGCUACCACUGCAAUGCCGUCUACUGCUACCACACAGGAGAAAGAGAAAUCGGAUGAUGGGAGAGCUGUGGUGGAGAAAGGAGAACUGUCAUUGGCGUCCAUUGUGACACAAUUGCGGGUUUUACUUGGAAACAAGGAUGUGAAAGUCAUGCAGAAGGCGGCGAUAGCACUGGGACACCUGUGCUUUGGUGACAGGAGUGUCGAGCUUGCCAAUGCUUCCCUUACAGCACUUUUUACUUUAAGCAAGACGAAGGCUGAAGAUGUGUUGUUUUCUGUAGGUGAAGCUUUGGCUUUCAUUUGGGGGGGCGUACCUGUCACAGCAAAUAGCAUCCUCAAGUCAAACUAUGUAUCUAUGGCUGCCACUUCAAAUUACUUGUCUGGGGAGUCAUUGGCUUACGGUAAAGAUGUUGAGAUGAUUGAUGCUGUUGAAAGCACUGAUGACACAACUAGUGACCCGCACGAGAUAAAUGUCAAGAAGCUGUUCGAUGAGCUCCUUUUCAGUGGUUACAAGGACGAGCGUUGCUCAGGUUCAGUGUGGUUGUUAUCAAUUAUCAGCUAUUGUGGGCAUCAUCCGCGCGUUCAAUCUAUGUUGCCUCAAAUUCAAGAAGCCUUCUCUCAUUUGCUUGGAGAGCAAAAUGAGCUUACGCAAGAGAUGGCAUCUCGAGGGAUGAGUAUUGUGUACGAUUUAGGUGAUGCUGCUACCAAAGACGAGCUUGUUAAAGCCCUAGUUUCAAAUCUUACAGGAGCAGCGAAGAAAAAGCGUGUUGUGAAGGUUAUGGAAGACACAGUUGUUUUUGAGGAAAACACUCUCGGUGAGACUCCAGGUGGAGGCAAUAUCUCGACAUACAAGGAGCUGUGCAACAUUGCAAAUGAAAUGGGACAGCCAGAUUUGAUCUACAAGUUUAUGGACUUGGCGAAUCAUCAAGCUUCCUUGAAUUCGAAACGAGGCGCUGCCUUCGGUUUUGCAAGAAUAGCCAAACAAGCAGGUGAUGCUUUGAAACCGCAUCUGAAGACGCUUGUCCCUAAGCUGGUCCGGUAUCAAUAUGACCCAAAUAAAGCCAUUCAAGACGCCAUGGGUCACAUUUGGAGGUCCUUGGUAGCGGAGCCGAAGAAAACCAUUGAUGAGUUUUACGAUGAGAUCAUGGAAGAUUUACUAUCGCAAGCAGGGUCGCGACUUUGGAGAUCACGAGAAAGUUCAUGUUCUGCUCUGGCAGAUCUCAUUCAGGGGCGGAGGUUUAGUGAAGUAGGGAAGUAUCUUGAGAAGGUUUGGAAUGUUGCUUUUCGUGCUGUGGAUGAUAUCAAGGAGACUGUCAGAACGAGUGGCGACGUUCUCUGCAGAUCUGUAAGUUCUUUGAGUCUUCGAUUGAGCGACAAUUCCCUCUCUCCGGAAAAAGAUGCCCGGGAUACUAUGGCUAUAGUUUUGCCUUUCCUUCUGACGAAGGGUAUCAUGAGCACUGUUUCAGAUGUCCGGCGUCUUUCUAUCAACACUGUUAUGAAGCUUGUGAAAGGCGCAGGUGCAGCAAUACGCCCUCAAAUGCCUGAUCUUGUAAGCUGUAUGAUCGAGAGUCUCUCCAGUUUAGAGGAUCAAAGACUGAAUUACGCAGAACUACAUGCAGAAAGGGUGGGGAUUAGCCAAGAGAAACUCGAAAGUGUUCGGAUUGCUGUCGCAAAGGAUUCACCCAUGUGGGAUACUCUUGAUCUCUGCAUUCGCCAUGUUGACAAUUCAACUCUUGAAUCUUUGAUCCCUCGAUUGGUUCAAUUGAUUCAAUCUGGAGUAGGCCUGAACACGCGAGUAGGUGUGGGAAAGUUUAUAAGUAUGUUAGCUCAACACUCGGGACCUGACAUGAAGCCGCACUCCGUCGUUCUGCUCAGAGCGUUGUUCUCGGCAGUUAAGUCAGAGAAAAGUGCAGCAAGUAGAAAGGCUUUUGCAGCUGCCUUGGGGAGUGUUGCAAAGUAUACUUCGGAGACCCAAGUCCGGAAGCUACUCCUUGACGCGGUUGCAUUGUACAAUUCUGAGAAUGAUCGUGAUCAGCGUAUGGUGAGUGCCUUAGUUCUUAAGGAGCUGUCUCGGCAAGCUGACGAUGUAUUCAAGGGGAACUAUACCCUCAUUCUUCCCAUGACUUUUGUCGCACGGUUUGACGAUGAAAAGGACAUAGUGGCGCUGUUUGAAGAGAUUUGGGAAGACAAUACGAGCAGUGCUAGUGUUACUCUUACCAUGUACAUGCCUGAGAUUGUAAAGCUUCUGAUAGAGGGGAUUGGUUCAUCCUCUUGGACGCAGAAACAGAAGUCUGCUAGGGCUUUAUCCAAGCUCGCAGAAAAUGUUCGGGAGGGGGUGACCCCUUUCGCUCAAGAGCUUUUUGGAGUGCUUCUAGCUGAAAUUCCCGGUCGGUUAUGGGAAGGGAAAGAAGUGGUCCUAGAGGCCCUUGGUGCUCUCUGCAAAGCUUGCUAUUCUGCAAAGCACGCAAAGGUUGUCUCGGCGCCCACCCCAACCAUCGGUCCUGAUGCAAUCGUUUCUGCUGUUGUUGCCGCGUGUGGGCGAAAGAAGAAAGCUUUCCGUGAUGCCGCUUUUGCUUGCCUUGAGCAAGUUUUGCUUGCUUUAGACUAUGAUACGUUUGAGCAAGUCCGAGUGAUUCUCCUUGACGCGUGUUUACAAGCACCUCCGCGCAAGGAUAAAGUAGAACUAAAGGAAGGUGAGGAGCCGAAAGAGGAGGGGCCAUCAGUUCCGUAUGAGAAGGUAUUAGGAUGCCUGACGGCAACCAUCACAUCCGCUUCCACUGCAACAGUUUCGUCUCACGAGAAAGAGAUUUCUUCUGCUCUUGCUGCUACACUGGGAAUUGGUCACACAUGGCAGGUGAAGAAUGUGUCCCUGUCAACAAUCAAAGGCUUUGUGGGGAAGGUCAAGGAAGGUAAAAAACAAGCACCCUCGUUAGAAUCUUUAGUCCUCCCUAUAUUUGAGUGUGUUAGCACAGUCAAGAUUGCUCAGGUGCGGAAUACAGCAUUAGAGACUCUAGCAGAACUUGUACAAGUAGCCAACCUGACUGUAGGAUUGCCAGAGCCUCUCGUAGAAUCUUUGGUGGGUAAAUUGACAGAUUUGCAAAGUGUAGAAAGAGUCCCAACCACUUUACACGCCAUAUCGCAAUGUCUUGAUUCAUUGAGAUCAAAUGCCGUCUCUCCCAUGCAGGAAUAAAUUUAUAGAAUCUGCUUGGAUUCUCUUUGCAUAA
Physcomitrium patens is the source of this 6161-nucleotide messenger RNA. RefSeq lists its product as uncharacterized. The record is from RefSeq and is a predicted model, not a curated record. Lineage: Eukaryota; Viridiplantae; Streptophyta; Bryopsida; Funariales; Funariaceae. Gene Ontology annotation, biological process: ERAD pathway; proteasome assembly. Gene Ontology annotation, cellular component: nucleus; cytoplasm. Gene Ontology annotation, molecular function: molecular adaptor activity.